AUGGUUUCCGUUAAGACUGUGUCCGCCAUCUUGUUGGUGUUGUUGGUAGCGGUUUACAUUGAAGAUUCCGAAGGUUUCUUUCAUCAUUGGAAGUGUUAUCAUCGUCAUCAUCGUCAUCAUCGUUAUACCACAACUCCAACAACUACAACAACAACAACUACCCCUACCACUACAACAACUACUACUACUACUACCACUACUACAGCAACAACACCAAGACCUACCACCACAACAACUUACCCUACUUACCCUACCACAACUACAACUACUACAACUACAACUCGAAGACCCAGAACUACAACUACAACUACAAGACCCACAACCACAACUAAACCUACACCUAAACCCAUUACAACUAUUAAUGUAACUAUCAACAAACCUUUAAAGCCUUUGCACAUCUUUAUAACCUUCACCAUCCCUAUAAAUGGUCUUAAGCUAUUUAUCCUCCUUGGAUCAAACCAAACCCUUCCUAUGCUUACAGAACCUACUCUACAACCUUUUAUUAACCUUUUGAGGGUACCACAUAUGACCUACCAUCAAUUAAAACUAAUCAUCCGUCAAAUAUUAGAACUACUUGGGUUGUACCGAGGUGAACCCAAAGAAAUCACCUUCAACAACCCUAUAUUCUGUGAUGGUAUGCCCAAGAUAACAGAUGGUACCCCUAUGUUACCAUCAACAUCACCUACACCUCUAAUACCUUCCACAUCUCCAAUACCUUUUAUACCUCCAACAUCUUCCACAUCUCCAACUCCUUUCAUACCUCCAACAGCUUCCACAUCUCCAACACCUUCCACACUUUUCAUACCUUCCGAACCUUACACACCUUUCAUACCUCCAACACCUCCAACAUAUCAAUUCCCUGUAUACAAACAAACAAAAUCACCUAAAUAUCAAACUUAUGACCCAAAUCCAUACAAAGGCAUUCCACAAUGGAUCGAUUAUGAUUACAAUAAUGGUCAUAAUGAUAAUAUGGGUGAUUUGCACUUAUGGGGUGGUUACCACCAUAAAGAAGACAUGAAACAUAACCACAAACACCACAAGUUUGGUUAUGGUGAUAGAAAUGUCAUAACUAUACAAUCCUAA
Molecule: messenger RNA, 1083 nt
Organism: Dalotia coriaria
Lineage: Eukaryota; Metazoa; Arthropoda; Insecta; Coleoptera; Staphylinidae
Exons: 1
Coding region: 1-1083 (360 amino acids)
Source: RefSeq, a predicted model, not a curated record